AUGACUUCAGAGCAAGCAACAUCUCCUCAAAGCUUGCGGAAGGCGCUCCGAGAUCGAUACGAGGCCCGAAGCCGAAAAUCAUGCCUUCCAUGCAGGGAGCGAAAAGUGCGUUGCAACCGUCAACAGCCAUGUGUGACUUGCAUCAAACGUGGACACGCGGAUCUUUGCUCCUAUCCACGGUCCCACCAGCCGAGAGAUUCUCGAGAAGGCAACAAUCCCGAGGACAACGUAAUCCACAACAUUGAGAGCUCGCCUUCCAGCCCAACGGUCAGACAAAAGUCACAAGAGCAGAGUGACAGAGAUGCGUCGCCCGCGAGGCCGUCAUUCCUAGGAUCUGGCUCUAUCCUUACACUUGCCGGGCAAAACGAGGUGUCUCACGGUCAACGAAGUGGUAGACAAGAAGCCUUUGAAACUGGGAUAUUCCCUCUUUUCGGUAUUGAGUCACAGAUAACAGAAGACGGCCAUAUUCCUUCAAAUGAUGGUGUCAAACUGGCUUUCUCUUCUAUCCCCCCUGAUCAGGAGAUCAUGGAGCUUUUUAAUCAUUUUAAAUCCCGCUUCUACCCCUUUCAGCCGGUCUUCUAUGACGUUGACUAUAUUGAAUCCGUCGUUUCAUCCCUUAUCGGGGGAGCAGGUCAAGCACUGAAAGUGACCAAACACUUUCUCUGCCUUUUCCAUGCUAUAUUAGCGGCAGGAGCCCAGUUCUCGGACAGGCCUGUUGAACAGAGAUCAAAACUCUUCCAUAAGCACUUGCGACACGCUUUAAAUCAUCUCGGAACGUUUGAAGUAGUUUUGAAUCCGACAAUAGAAAUUAUUCAAGGCUUGAUAGUAAUAUCGCAAAUCCUGCAGAACGAUGUGAACCCGCGGGGGGCCUGGAUCCUCAGCGGCAUAACCAUCAGAUCUGCGAUAUGUCUUGGAGUUCACAAGGAGGGACCGAGGUUGGAAAGCUCUCAGCUUUCCCCUAGAGAUGCUGCAAACCUACGGAUGGCCAUCGUUUGGCAGGACACCCUCUUAUCCAUGGCAUUUGGUCGAACUCCAUCAUCCCAUGAGAUGUAUCAUGAAACGGACCUGCCGCCACUGGGUCAGAAUGGCUCUGCGUCCGCUGGACUGACCUAUAGACAGGCGAUGAACUGGAUUUGUCAUGCGUCAAUGAAAUACUUCGUUGUGCCAGCUUCUCCGCCUGAAUCGGCAGUCUAUAAUGACAUUUUUCGCACAAUCGCUGAAAUCCAAGCAUCGUGUGCAAAACAUAUACGCGAAAGAAGCGAGUGUCGGUCUUUACUCGAGGUACAAGAGCAUUACAGUUUCAUACUGCACAGAAAUUUUGGAAUUUCAUUCCUUUGCAGGCCAAUUCUCUCUAAGCAAGGAAGACAAAAAAUGAACCCACAAGACGCCUCGGACAUUCUUUCUCGAGUUUUGGACGCGUUGAAACAAAGCGCCACGGCUUUUAUAUCCCUACGAUCCAUUUCCAACUACGCUACUCGGUCUUGGGCAUUUCUUCACAAUGGUCUCUGCUCUGCCCUGAUGCUGGGGUUCAUUGAGCAAACAAAGGGCCUGGAAGAAACCAAGGAUAUCCAGACCCAGCUUAUAGCAAGCUUGGAAGCGAGCCAGGAGCUAAAAGGAGGAUCACUUUCGAAUGCUUAUCAAAAAGCCCUGUGCGCCCUUAAAGCCCAGCGUAAGCUAGCAGAAGAGUCGAAUUUGACAAGAACUACAGAGCUCGGCCAAGCUGCCCCUGAAGCAAUCACUGCACCAUCCCCUUCAAUUGAGAACCCCCAAUUUCAGCAAAACCUGUUGGAUCCUGCAGACUUGAGCUCAUUUGAUAUGGACGAAUGGGUGCGCUCCGUGGAUUUUGGCUCUUACUCGCCACUGGAAGCAUACGAUUUCAUUAUGUCGGACCAAUUUGCACCUGGCUCUCUUUUUUAG
Messenger RNA from Clonostachys byssicola, 1917 nucleotides. The record is from the annotation of a GenBank genome assembly. Lineage: Eukaryota; Fungi; Ascomycota; Sordariomycetes; Hypocreales; Bionectriaceae.